AAGAGUACUUUCUUCGCUUACAGAAAAAAGUAAUAAUCAUAAUUGUUGAAAUCUUGCACGAUAGGUAAUAAGGAAAAUAUAAUCUUCUUUUUUACAUACUUAAUUAUGAUGGAAAAUUCCAAAGACGUUUUGACGUCAGACUUACAAUCGAAAGUUCGAAUGAUGGUGUUCUUUUCUAAGGGGCUCUCAAAAAGAUAACCUAUUUCCAACAGCUUCAGUUGGCUAAUCAAGAUGUUCGAAGCAGUGCCACUCAUUUCAAGAGAUCCAGAAGGUGUUGAAAAGACUCAAACGGUUGGACUAGUGUCAUGUGCAUGUUGGGAUCAUCAUGCUACAGUAGGAUGGGAGAAGAGCGGAUUCCUAAUAAUUGCUACAGCGACGCUAUUGGGCUGCGGCUUAAUAUUUCCAUAUCUUACCGUGGUGAUUAAGAACCUAAUGCCGGCAGUUCUUCCUUUCAUUAGCCAAGCAGCGGGUUUACCGCCUUCCCUUGGAGUAUUCGCUGUGUUCAUGAUUUUAGCAUCUGUGUGUGGUAUGGUUACCUUCUCUCUGUUUUAUGAAUACAUAAAUCACAGAAAUGUAAAGAAUUCCAGAUUUAUUAGAAUUCUUAAUAAAGUCGGUUUGUUUGUGACUACCAUUUGUUGCCUGGGUCUGAUAGUUACUGUAUGCAAUCCAGUGGGAUACACUGAUGUUCCUAAUAAAUUCCAAUGGGUGGUAACAGUACUUUAUGAGCAUGGUACAGGAGCUAGCAUGAUUCUUAUAGGAGGAGCUCUGUUUCAGUAUGUUUGGGCCGCUCUUUGGUUCUGCCUCCCAUAUACUACGAAAACAGAAAAAAGCAUCAAGUUAUUCUUUAUUGUCAUAUACUUCAUAUUUUUCAUCAUCACUUUAUAUCCUAUGAUAUCAUUCAUCCUUGAAGAACUUGGUCCAAAUCCAUUUGAUUUUGAGUCUAUGAAAGCUAUAGCAUAUGUUAUGCCUAUUAAGUAUAGUACAGCUUACAUGAUCUGUGCAUUCUGCGAGUGGGCUCUCUGCAUUUUAAGCAUUGUACAUAUUUUGACUCAUUUCAAAGAUUUACAAAGAGUGUCAUUUCGAAUAGUACUGCGACAUAAAUCGUGUCUUGAAGAAAAAGAAGAUCCAGUACCUAGUAUUUCUUUGAAAGUUCUUUCAUGACACGUACUCUGUUUUCCUCUACAAAGGCUGUUUGAAAUCAUUUGAAGUAUUCAAAUAGUUCUGAAUUUCAUGCAUAUUCUGAUCAAUUGAGAAGAGAGAUCAAAUUAAGGAGAAAUUGUUUUCUUAUUUUACUUUAUUUCAAUUCCAGAAUGUGCAAUGAAAUGCAGCACUUAAUCCCAAUGCUAUUUGCAUGUAAUUCUAGUUUAUUUAGGAUUUAAUAAUGCAAUUAUUUUCUAUGCAUUUCGGGAUAGCAGACGUUUCCUGCGUUUUGUUUAAACCAUUGACAUUGCAGCAUAAUCUAAGAUCGUGUGCAGAUAAUCAUAUUAAUACUCAUAAUAGUAUUCUCAAUACCCAGCCUUUCAUUAAUCAGAGAGCCGUGAUCCAGUAAAAUGAUGAAAAUUACUAGUGAAAACUGUUUUCCUCAGCAUAUUUUGGUUAACUUAUUUUAUUAUCUUCUUAAUUUAAUUUAUGUUAUAAAUAAAGUUUUAUUGUUGAAUAUGA
Stegodyphus dumicola is the source of this 1662-nucleotide messenger RNA. Its product is annotated as DNA damage-regulated autophagy modulator protein 1-like. Lineage: Eukaryota; Metazoa; Arthropoda; Arachnida; Araneae; Eresidae. The record is from RefSeq and is a predicted model, not a curated record.